ACUCGUCGGCUGUCCAGUGUCCGCCUGGAGCCUCCCACAGUUCCAGUGUCCAGUCUCCGCACGGAGCCUUCCGAGACUGGAGUGACCCAUCUGCUCCCGCAGCCUCCCAGGACUCCUCGGGGGUCCAGUCUCCACCCACGGCCUGUCAAGACUCCUCGGGGGUCCAGUCUCCAGCCAGAGCCUCCCAUAAUUCUGGUGUCCAGUCUACACCUGGAGCCUCCCACAACUCGUCGCGUGUCCAGUCUCCACCUAGAGCCUCCCACAGUUCCGGUGUCCAGUGUCCACCCACAGCCUCCGAAGACUCGUCAGGUGUCCAGUCUCCACCCGCAGCCUCCCAAGACUCCUCGGAUGUCCAGUCUCCACACGCAGCCUCCCAAGACUCGUCAGGUGUCCAGUCUCCGCCCGGAGCCUCCCACAGUUCCGGGGUCCAGACUCCACUCGCAGCCUCCCAAGACUCAUCGGGUGUCCAGUCUCCAGCCAGAGCCUCCCACAAUCCCGGUGUCCUGUCUCCUCCCGGAGCACCCCACAGUUCCGGUGUCCAGUAUACGCCCAGAGACUCCCACAUUUCCAGUGUCCAGUCUCCACCCGCAGCCUCCCAAGACUCGUCACGUGUCCAGUCUAUGCCCAGAGCCUCCCACAGUUCCGGUGUCCAGUCUCCCCCCAGAGCCUCCCACAGUUCCAGUGUCCAGUCUCCGCCCGCAGCCUCCCAAGACACCGCGGAGGUCCACUCUCCACCCACAGCAUCCCAAGACUCGUCGGGUGUCUGGUCUCCACCCAGAGUCUCCCACAAUUCCAGUGUCCAGUCUCCGCCCAGAGCCUCCCACAGUUCCAGUGUCCAGUCUCCGCCCAGAGCCUCCCACAGUUCCAGUGUCCAGUCUCCACCCAGAGCCUCCCACAAUUCUGGUGUCCAAUCUCGCCCCAGAGCCUCCCACAGUUCCAGUGUCCAGUCUCUGCCCAGAGCCUCCCUCAAUUCUGGUGUCCAGUGUCCGCCUGUAGCGUCCCAAGACUCCUCGGAGGCCCAGUCUCCACCCGCAGCCUCCCAAGACUCGUCGGGUGUCCAGUCUCCAGCCAGAGCCUCCCACAAUUCCAGUGUCCAGUCUCCUCCCGGAGCGUCCCACAAUUCCGGUGUCCAGUCUCCACCCGCAGCCUCCCACAGUUCCGGUGUCCAGUCUCUGCCCGGAGACUCCCACAGUUCUGGUGUCCAGUCUCCGC
Molecule: messenger RNA, 1212 nt
Organism: Nomascus leucogenys (northern white-cheeked gibbon)
Lineage: Eukaryota; Metazoa; Chordata; Mammalia; Primates; Hylobatidae
Product: putative protein FAM47C
Exons: 2
Source: RefSeq, a predicted model, not a curated record